AUGCCUCCCCUCCCCAAUGAAGUGUGUUUACUCACCGUCUUUGUUGACGUUCACUACUACUUUUCGGCUCCCACGCCACGCCCAUUGCACCACCGCUUCGAUAAAGGCUCGUAUCUCUACAUCUAUCAUGACGCCGCGCAGAACAAGGCAAGAAUGGAGAUCGCAAACCACCCAGGGAUGCCCGAGCAGGAUGCUUUCUGUGGCUCAUUGGGAGCUGUUCAUCUACGCAAUUCGGAUAAAUUCCCCACUCUCUGCACUUUAAUUGUAGAUGCUCAUCGCCAGAGUACAUCGGGGCCAUCAAUGCCUUCAAUCGUUGACCAGAAUGAGUGGCUGCUGCUCAACAUCGACCCUCGUGAUGAAAGCAGGGCUUUUCUUCGACUUCAUACCCUAGAUCUCUAUUUCUGGACUUCGGGCGACGCAACACUAUUUUUGCAAAAUGCUCGUAAACUCCUAGCUCCUGCGCAACUCGAUAUUAUACCCGCGUCUCAGCAGCCCCAGGCGCAUGAAGUUGCGAUGAGCUCCGUAGUCCAGAAGCUGGAAAAUGUAGCGAUAACCGACCCGGCUUACCACAACGGUCAGACGAGAAACUCUCGCACUGAGGCUGUCCCAAUACAACAGCCACAACCACAGCUGGCAAUCCAGAAUUUUCCGCCUCCGCCUACCCAAUCAGCGAUAUCGGAGCCCGUCAGUCCCUUAGAAGCGCCCAGCGCCCAGCCUGUUUCCAAGCAAGAGGAAGCACAGAUUAACUACACUCCCAUUGCGUACAAUCCAUCUGCCCCUGCGGCGCCAGAGCCCAUUAAACUACGCGAACAAACGCCGCCACCGCCAGAUGGGGUAACCGGAACAGGGCUUGCCGCAGCCGCCGUAUCGGACAGUGGGCAAGCAUUCGCCCCCCCGCCAAUGUCUCCCGGGUUUCCCCCUCCCCCACCCAAUCAGGCUCCGGGAUAUGGACAGUAUGCAUCCCCCCCUCCAACAGCCGGUUUGGUCCACACGUCCUCUUUCACUUCUCACUCUUCGGGACAAAACCACAACCAGUCUGGCAGCAUGUCGUUUGCACCGCCUCCUACCGCCGUACAGGCACCACCAUCAGUUCCAGGGGUUCCAGGUGCGGUACCGUAUACACCACCCCCACAAGACCCAAAUACACACUUGUUCAGACAGCAGAGUUUUGGACCGCCACCCGCAUCGCCUCACAGCUCAGCACAUCAACAUUACCAGGGGGGUUAUGCGGAUUACCGUCCUGGCCAAGCUCCUCAGCCUCCACAAGCUCCAAUGGGCGGAUACUCGAGCUACUCCUACGGCCAGUCACAGCAACAGCCGCCUGGUGGGAAUAUAUAUGAUGUUCACCACCAGGUCUAUCGGCCAACGGAAGCCGAAGGCAACGCGAACUACAUAAAACAGGGGCAAAGACAGUCAUCAAGUUCCCUGGGGAAAGGUGUGGGCAAGUUUCUGAAAAAACUUGACAAGCUUUAG
This is a messenger RNA of Histoplasma capsulatum G186AR, 1473 nucleotides long. RefSeq lists its product as uncharacterized. Bases 1 to 1473 code for a protein of 490 amino acids. The record is from RefSeq and is a predicted model, not a curated record. Lineage: Eukaryota; Fungi; Ascomycota; Eurotiomycetes; Onygenales; Ajellomycetaceae. The transcript has 3 exons.